Messenger RNA from Ahaetulla prasina, 7994 nucleotides. It is a transcript of the gene ELOVL6, whose product is annotated as ELOVL fatty acid elongase 6. The record is from RefSeq and is a predicted model, not a curated record. Lineage: Eukaryota; Metazoa; Chordata; Lepidosauria; Squamata; Colubridae. Gene Ontology annotation, biological process: fatty acid elongation, saturated fatty acid; fatty acid elongation, monounsaturated fatty acid; very long-chain fatty acid biosynthetic process. Gene Ontology annotation, molecular function: fatty acid elongase activity. Gene Ontology annotation, cellular component: endoplasmic reticulum membrane; endoplasmic reticulum. The coding region runs from base 245 to 1042 and encodes 265 amino acids. The transcript has 4 exons.
UUGCCGCCCAGGCUAGAUUGCAGAGACGAGGAGAUCUCCAGACACGAGAGAGGAGAGGCUAUAGGAAGAGCAGAAAAGCAAUGCUACGACAAGCACAGAGCUGAAAGGGAGAAGGGCACCAGAAGAGGAGACACCUGACGGGAGACGCUCCGAAAGGGGAGGCGAAAAAACAACAACAGGGUCUAUCGCAGACUCGGUCCUUUCAGCUAGGCGUAGCGAAGCGUUCUCUUCAAAGACCGCUCCAAUGAACAUGUCAGUGUUGACUUUGCAGGAAUACGAAUUCGAGAAGCAGUUCAACGAGAAUGAAGCGAUUCAAUGGAUGCAAGAAAACUGGAAAAAAUCUUUCCUGUUUUCUGCUUUAUAUGCUGCCUUUAUAUUCGGUGGUCGGCAUCUAAUGAACAAAAGAGCAAAAUUUGAACUAAGGAAACCAUUAGUUUUGUGGUCUUUGAGUCUCGCAGUUUUCAGUAUAUUUGGUGCUGUUCGAACGGGUGCUUAUAUGGUAUAUAUAUUGAUGACCAAAGGACUGAAACAAUCAGUUUGCGACCAGAGUUUUUACAAUGGACCAGUCAGCAAAUUCUGGGCAUAUGCAUUUGUGCUAAGUAAAGCACCAGAAUUAGGAGAUACAAUAUUUAUUAUUCUUAGGAAACAGAAGCUCAUCUUCCUUCAUUGGUAUCACCAUAUUACAGUACUACUUUAUUCUUGGUACUCUUACAAGGACAUGGUGGCCGGUGGUGGCUGGUUUAUGACCAUGAACUAUGGAGUACAUGCAGUCAUGUACACAUAUUAUGCCUUGCGGGCCGCGGGCUUCAGAGUAUCACGCAAAUUUGCCAUGUUUAUCACCUUGUCACAGAUCACACAGAUGUUUGUUGGCUGCAUAAUCAACUACCUGGUCUUCGCCUGGAUGCAACAAGGCCAAUGCCACUCACAUGUUUACAACGUUGUUUGGUGUUCCCUCAUGUACCUCAGCUACUUUGUGCUCUUCUGUCAUUUCUUCUUUGAGGCAUAUAUUGGCAAAACAAGGAAAGCAAGGAAGGCUGAGUAAUGCUAGGAAUACUGCUAAACCACCGCUCAGCUCAUCGACCAAACCACAAACACAAAGUAAAACAAAAAUGGCACAACAAAAACCAUUUAUAUGUGGUGCAAGUAAAACUCAGCAGCUGUGGACCAAUAGGUUUGUUCAAACCAAUAAAUUUAUGAUCAUGUUAUGGUAAGGACUCAAGAAAUGAUCUUACAUCUUAGCAGGCUGCUAUAAGACAUCUUCUUUUUUGCAUCUCUUAAAAGAAGCAAUCUUGCAUUUAGAAAAUAAAAGGAGAAGAUCAGAAUUUUACAAAAUAAAAUAAUAAAAUAUAUGAUUUCCCCGAUCAUAGAUAACCUUUAUUUUAAAUGAAAUUUAUUAUAUUCUUUCUAACUUUUGUUUUUAAAGAUAUAAAACUUGAACAAAAUUUAAGAAGAGGAAACAAGUAUUCUGUAUCCUAUGAAAUAUACAAAACUGCCUUAUGCUGUCAGAGCAUGGUUCUUUUGAGUUCCAACUUCUCUAUUCUGACCAGCAGCAGUUUCACUAACCUUGGGAAAUGCCCUGCGAGCCUGGUUUUAUACACACACACACACACACACACACACACACAUGAAUCCAAGGAUUAAACCUUGGGCAUUUCUGCAGGCAAAGUAUUUGCUCUCCAAUUAAGGAUCCUUCCUAUACAAUGCCAGUAUUUCUGUAAAGUGGGAAAAAGCUCCUUCUUGAAAAGGUCGUACUCUAGGAAGCCAAAUUAUAAAAAAAAAUUAAAGGUUCCUAUCAAAGCUCUUAUUAGGGCAGCCAUUUAAAAUCCACCGAAGCACUACAUGAAAAAAAUUGUAACUAUGGGUGCACAAGAGCAGCAUGGGUGCCUGUGUUCAUAUAUAUUCUGUAUUAUGCUGUCAGAGGCUCUGGUAUGUCAGUUAAAUUUAAGAUUUAGAAUUCAAAAAAUCUUGAAGAUUGAAUGCUUUCUUGAGAAAUGCAUUAAAAAGCAUUGAUUCAAGUGUAUUUUGAGUCUAAAACAUGGCCGAGAAUAGUUGUAAUAUUGAGUCAAUUAUUUCCAUUUGCUGGAACUAUUGAUAAUGGAGAGCAGGAGAAGGAGAGAGAGAAAAGAGAGAUAGAAAAAUGGCCCUUCACAAUAAAUCAAUUUGCAGAGAUCUUUUCAGCUGCUGUGCUGUAAUGCUAUCCUACUGUUUGAGAUACAAUUGUUCGCUCUUCAUUUAGUUGGUGUAUGUCAUCUGAAUCACUUUAUCCAAAGUUAUUUCUAUUAGCCAGAAUUGUUCAAAAUAAGGGAAUGCAAAUGUUGCAGUAAGGCUGGUUUUUGAACAACGUUUCCUGCUUCCAAUAUCUUCUCUUUCUUCCUGUUGAUUCCAGCGAUGGCUCACAGCUCAUGACCACAAGUCAUUGUUAAGAGAACUUGUAAUUUCUUUACCAUAGAUCAUAAACAGAGGUACAGUUUUCAUUGUUGUAUGCAAAUUGCUGCUCCUACCAAACAAGUCUAAGGCUCCAAAACUGAGGUGGGACCAUCAUAGGGAGAAAAAAAUAGAAGCUAUCCUAAGAUGAUAGAGCCCGAAGAUACAUCAUUAAGUGCAAUUGGAAUGAAAGGUACAAAGACAAGCAAAAAUUAGCUUUGGAGAUAUAUUAGUAUUAGAGAGAUCAGGAAACAGAUACUGUGGUAUGGUACGUAUUUUAUAUUUUUAUGGACUUCAAAGAAUAGAUAUCUACAACUUUAAAUAAUAUUUUACAGACUGUAUGUGACUUUAGCUAACACUGUGCUUCUGUAUUUGCUUCACAAGCAAUGCAAAGAUGUUUAAAGUGCCCUCCUGUGGCCACUUAGAGAUACUACUCUAGAAGGCAGACCAUGCAAUCAUACUGCAAGCUUUGAAGAGGGCAAAUCCUGAAUGGAAUGGUUGUGCUGCAACAAAUUAAUGUAUAGACAAACUUCAUGCUCACUUUUUAAAAAAAAAAAAUCCAUAGGAAAACUAUACUGUAGCAUCCUUGAUUGCUUAAAAAGACAUCUGGUUCUUCAGUCAGCUGCAGAUAAAAAGAUGCCACUCUGAACCUCAGAGAAAUAGCUGAAAAGAGCCAUAUUUUCUGCAAAGAAAAAGUAGAUUGUAUUACCUGUAAGAUUUCAGUCCUUACAAAGCCAAAUAAAAUAUAUAACAUUCCUAAUACUUCAGAGAAACAAGUAUGUAAAUUUAAUGUUGCAAGUGUAUUAGCAUAAUGUUUUCUCAUUUCUAUGUUUGAUUCUUUUUAACAAUUAGAAGAACUAGAGAAACAAUGAAAAGCUGCUGUUUUACGUAUGGAAUCAAACGUACAUGUAACUACAUAUAUAAUCCUUACAUGACUUGUCCCAAAAAAAAUGGGGCCAGGCAGAAUAACUUUUUUUUUCUAAUGGAAAAUGUUGUCAACUUUCUUACUUUAACCUCAGACUACAUAGUAAUACCGUACAUAGUAAUUUCACCUUGAUUUAGUUUCAACUAUGCUGUCUGUCAUUCAGGACUCAAUGUAAUAACCCUGUUAGACAUAAAGGGCUUUCAAUGUUCCAUGGUGUCCAGGAAAACUGCUACAUGCUAUGACUGUAUGUGAAGUGUAUUUGGGGGGUGGGAAUGGAUGUGGGAUUGAGAAGUUCUCUAGGGCUUAAUCAUAACUGUGAAAAAUUGGAAAAAAAAGUUUGUAGCUGUGUCAUUUAAAUUAUUGCUGUUCUGACAUUGUUACACACUACAAGAAUAACAAAAUAUUAUAUUAAGUAGAACAUAAAGAUAUAAUAGUAAAUUAUAGAGCUUAUAGGGUACAUGGGCAUUAAAUUAAAAUGUAGACAAUGUUAUUUGAAGUUGGGAGGGCAAGAAUUAUAUUCCACAGUAAGCCUUCCUUUGCUUUCUGCUCCCACAACUAAUAUUUGAAGCAAAACUAAAGUGUGGAAAAGUUGUGGGAAGAAGUAGUUGGUAGUUUGCAGCUGUGCCCUUACCAUAUGCAUCUUUCAUGUCUCUCUUAAUCGUUUUCAUUAUAAGCUGAUCUACUACUCAUUCAUGGAAAAUUUACUUUUUAAAAGAUGGUAUUUCACAAGGGAUGCUGAGAAUUUUAUUAUUUUUGCUCCCCGUAACCAAAGGAAUGGACUACAUCAGUGAAGAUCAUUGAUUUAAAAGUUUUUUUCCUGUUUUACUCUAGUAUUAAUAAGAGUGAUAAGCAACCAUUUAAAUUCUUUCUUCAAUAUAUCACUUGUGAGAAUGCUUUGACAGGGCAGUUCUGAGAUAGUUGUUCAAAUGCACAAUGUCACAGAACUCGAACAGCAUUCCAGCCUUAUUCCUCUUCCAUUAAAGCAGUUGUGGUUUAUUUUUCAAAGGGGAAGUUUGUUUAUUGUUAUUAGAAAGAAAAAUGAGAAAAAUGGAUAUUGCACUGUAAUAAUUGUAAUAAUUAUAAUAAUAAUAGUAGUUAUAAGAUGAAAAUUGUUAUAAAAUGAACCAGAAGAAAAACAGGCGUCUUUUGUCCAGAAUAGGUGUAUUCUGUCCAGAACCAAAAUAUUUAUAUCCCAACUCUCCCAUUCAAAUAACUGGCUCUGAAAAUGUGUGAGGCGAUAGCUAGCUAGUACCCCCGCCUUUUUUUUUCUGUAUUUAUAAAUGAGCAUUUUGCAUAUUUUUGCAAAUAUACUGCAGUGCGUAAUGGCCUAAUAUUUGUCACUUAGAUAUUCUUAUAAGAAUAAAUUCAGCUAAGUUACUGUUUAGUAACUGGGUUAAAUUAUUGCAAAAUCUGCAAAAUAUUUUUUCCUUAUUGGAAAGCUAAUUGGAAACCUUGAUUCCUGAAGUUCCAUAAACAGAUUAUAAUGUUUGCUGAGUCAUUUGUAAUGUUCUUAAUAGUUGCCCAUCCACAGAAUCUCGCUUUAACCAUUUAGGUCACCAAAAUAUAGUGAAUAAGUUAAAUAUACUUGCAUGAUCUAUUCUUUAGACCUAAAGAAGCUACAGAUUCUGCAAAUCACCCAAACAUGUGCCAGCUAGCUCAUCUAGAAUAUACCCAAUCCAGUGCUGAUGAUCCCAUUUUAAACCAUAAAUUAUAUUGAGGCAAGUUUUGCAUUGUCAUGGUAAACUUUUCUUGUUGAGCAAGUGAAUUCAUUCAUUCGGUCUCAGGGUAAGCACUCACCUUAUAUGGCCUAAAUCUAGAAAGAUUUGAAUCAUGCUUAAGCAUGCUAAUAUCAGUGGAUUUGUCUGUCUUGGCUGAGCUGAUAUAGAAAUAGGAGACUUACAAAUAUAUAGAGAGUAGAGCAGAUAAAAAGAAGACCUCUAAAAGGGGAUCAGUGACUGUGUGAACAUGACUGCUCUGCAUUGCCUUGCAUGGGAAGAAUCUCCCAUGCAGAAAUAGAUCUUAAGAUUUUGUAUUUCUGGAGAAUGGAGAAGUGAAUAGUUUGCAAGGCUAACCAUGCAGUCAUAUUGUGUUUAUGCAAAACCAAGAUCAUCUUAGUUCAAGGGGUGGUUUAUUUCCCAAUAAAUUGUCCAUACAUGUCCACACAUUCUCAGGCCUGCUAAAAUUUGUCUCAAUUAUUUAUCCCGAUGGUCAGUUUGCAUACCAGCCACUUACCCAUCUUAAAAAGUAAUUUUACUCCCCCCCCUUUUUUUUUUAAUGAAAGCUUAGCUUAUUUGCAUCUAUUCAGAAAUAGAAGUUAUAGCUGAAAAAUAAGUGAUGAAAUAGAUUUUUAAACUAAAUGGUAUGUAACACAGUACAUACAAUGCCAUUAUGUUGAAAUAACAUUAAGGUCUGCAUCUUAAUGAUCCCAAAAAAUAUCCGGAUCAGCGGUGAGGGUUGACGAGCCAAAUAGAGAGGAAAAGUGUUUCAAAGCCACAAUUAGCAGUUUUCUUGCUCUGUUUGCCAGCAAUUGGAAAUCUUGACCGUUUCUCUCCCUCAUCGUAAACUGUCCGGGAGCUUUUCUUCUUGCUUAGGUCCAGUUUCUUUCAAAGAAGAAUAUUUAAUAUAACCGUCUUAAGAGAAAAGCAUGUGUUUGACCACUAAAAACUCAAUUUCCCAUAAUAAAUGUAAUUAAUUUAAUAAUUUUCUAUAACACAUGACACUUAUCCUGAAGGGCAUUUCAUCUGAUAUUUAGAUAUUCACCAGGUGAAAUUCCUAAACAUUAUAUUUGCUGGGAUUUUUGAGAUGUACAGCAUACUGUAGAUCCAUCAUAAGGAUGCCAAAGGGCACUUCAGAGAAUCCUCCUCUACAGGAGAAUACAGUUGUAAGAAAUUGUUAUCAUUCAGAAUUCCUUGACAUUGAGGAACAAAUUAUUUUCCCCACCCUUGGUUUCCCUAAUUCAGCAACUCCUGAUUAAAUCCUACUGAAGCAUUCAUUUGGAAAUUUAUUACUAAUUUACCGCAUCUGUUAAACAUUGACAAUUUAAUUUCUUCCUGCUGUUAUUCUAUUCCCCGUGAAAAGAUUUUGAAAAACAUUCAUCCGAGUUUUCAGUAUGAUUGUUUUUAUUUUUAUGAAAACAACGAUUUCCCUUUUGAAGAAAAAAACCAACCCAGUUUGGUUAAAAUGGCCCAGAAAUAAUCAUUGCUAGUUUUGAGUAAGCCUGUAAAAAGAGUGUGUUAGUAAACAAAAAUGAAAAAUGAAUCUAUACUCUGAAUUUUUACUAUCCACCUUUUAAUUGUUUCUUGCACAAUAAAUAUAGGCACUCUGUUUUCUAUUUUUAUAUAUGUAGAUAGGUCAUGAUCGAGGAGGAUAUCAUUAAAUGCUGAUGAGGAUCAUAGUUGUAACUAGUACCCCUCGGAAAGAAAAGAUAUAGUAGGCAGGGAUGAGGUCUUAUUUUUUCACAGAGCCAUAAGUCAUUCAUAAGCAAGCAGGGGUCUCUAAUGCCUAGAACAGUGGUGUGAAACUCACAGCUUCACAGCGGUGUCAUAGGACUUUUUUCCCCUUCACUAAACCAGGCCUGGGCAUGGCCUGCACGUGAGGCGUCUGGCCCGCAGGCCGUGAGUUUGACAGCCCUGGCCUAGAACCUUUCCCCCUCCCCUAGCUGUGGAGGAAUCACACUAUGAUUUGCUUAACCAUGGUUAUUUUUUUUUAAAAUAGACCACAAUUGGCUGGGAUCACACAACAUGCAAAUCCACCAUCCACAAUGGCUGAUUGAGGCUAUAUAAUGAGCCAUAGCCCAACAAAGGAGAUUUGGGGCUCAGCAUAUUGUGCAAAACCAGGAAUGGAUUUUAUAAACUGCCCGUCCCACUUUUCCAAUGCUUUAUAGCUGCAGAUGAACUGAAGUGAACUGCCCUGUGAAAAGUAUAGUACUUUUUACUUUUACAGCAACUGCAACUGGGUUACAUAAUCUCAGUUAAAGUAUAUAUCGGCUUUGUCAAAAGGGAGAAGGAUUCUUACCAGUCCUUUCCAUCCACUGCGGUUAUUGCACCAUAAACACUCUUUAUUUUGAACCAAAGCAGCUAGCAGGUUUUUUUCUUGGGCAAUGGGAGAUGUUGCCAUCUCUUCCCCUGAUGCCAAUCACUUCCAUGGCUUCCGGGACCUUGCUCAAGAAAGUCGUGUGAUUUGAUCAUCUCAUCUGCUUAAUAGGAUACCAGCAAAAUGCAUGCCAACACCCGAGCUUGGGUGAGCCCUCACUGUCAUUUUUUCAAGAGAAUUACUCACCUCUGUGUGUCAACAGCAGUUUAAGUAACUUGCCAAGCAUUUUGUUUCUUCUAGAGUCUCACUGUCUAGCCAAAAUGAGACCGUUUUUACACCAUAUCAUUCUUCUAGUGCCCUACUGGUUCCCAGCAUGGGAUUACAGGCUUCUCACCUGUCUUCAUUCUCCAGAGCUAUUUCGCUCUUCAGUGUCUUAAAGCUUGAAUCAGAUGUAUGUUCAGAUUAAAGUUGUCUGUAAAGUAUCUAUAAUGAUUAGGAAUAGCUUUAUUUUGCCAUUUUCAAAUAUGGAUGUUUCAUUCCAUAAAGGGAGAGUUUUUAAUUUUAAUUUUAUUUUGGUAUAUCGAUAUUCUAAAUAAAAUGUGAUUUUUUUGGU